GAGAAAGAAAGGGGCACAGAUCUUGCAAAGAAGUAAGGUAUACCAUCUGAAAAUGAAAAUUAUAAUUCUUCUUGGACUCAUAGGAGCCUCAUCAUCAGCCCCGCUUAUCUCGCAGCGUCUAUUGUCUGCUAGCAACAGUCAUGAGCUACUCCUGAAUCUUAAUAAUGGUCAACUUUUGCCACUGCAGUUCCAGGGUGCCUUCAACUCCUGGAUUCCUCCCUUCCCUGGGUUUCUGCAGCAGCAGCAGGCUCAGGUCUCAGGACGCCCACAGUUUACUCUCUCAACACUAGAGAGCUUUGCUGGACUAUUCCCAAAUCAGAUACCUUUAUCAAGACAGGUUGGACUUGCCCAAGGAGGCCAGGCUGGCCAGCCAGACCUCUCUCAGCAGCAGACACCACCUCAGACCCAGCAGAGUGCUAGCCCUAUGUCCUAUGUGGUACCUGUCAAAGUACCUCAAGAUCAAACACAGAUGUUUCAGUACUAUCCAGUUUACAUGCUUCUGCCCUGGGAGCAGCCUCAGACCGUCACAUCCUCACCACAGCACACAGGGCAGCAGCUAUUUGAGGAACAGAUACCUUUCUAUAAUCAAUUUGGAUUCGCACCACCACAAGCAGAACCUGGGGUACCAGGAGGGCAGCAGCACUUAGCUUUUGACAGCUUUGUAGGCACAGCUCCAGAAACUCCUGGAAUGCCAGUAGAAGGAAGCCUGCUUUAUCCACAAAAAGAACCAAUCAGCUUUAAGCAUGAUAAUGCAGGAGUUUUCAUGCCUACAACUUCACCAAAGCCCAGCACCGACAAUUUUUUCACUUCUGGGAUAGAUCCAACUAUUGCUCCAGAACAGAAGGUCAAGACUGAUAGUCUAAGAGAACCAUAAGAGAUUACUUAAAUCACUUGGAAGUUUUGGGAGAUGUGAUGGUACCUUGGCUGUCUUUUAAAGAUGAUUUUCUACUUACAUGCUAAUAGAAAUUUGUUUAAUGAUGUAAAGCCUCUGUUUGUCUAAUAAUUAUAAAGGGUCUUCACUGAUCUCAUUUCUUUACUUAUAAAAGAUACUAUUCAUGUCACAAAAAAUAAUGUAUCAUGGAAUAAGUUCUAUCUUUAUAAUGCUAUCUUUUUUCCCAAAUAUUCUAGGAUUAUAUAACCUGGAAAAUGGCAAGCACUAGAAAUAAAGCACAUUUAACCAAAAAGCUACACCUUCUUAAAACAUUGCAUAAUAUAGUGAAACUUGAUUGCAAUGAUAAUCUUCCAAACAUUCAUGUGACACCCAAGUGCACUCAUGUGUGCGCGCACACACACAAUAAAGCUUAUGAUAACAGAUUAAUUUGAUAACUGUGUUAAUAAAGAAUGCCUCUAAACUUAUGUCAUUCAAGAGAAUAAAUAUGUACUAAUUAAUAGAUUUGUGAUGAGUGCACUGAUUGGUGUUGACAUUAAACUAUGUGUCUAUUUUUCUCAUGUCAAUAUCUGAUUAUUUUUCCCAUGAACAAGGUUCAUUCUUUCAGCUUGUUUGUGACUCAUUCUCCAUGAAUAUCAAAUUUGUUUUUGUUUUGCUCUGUUUUGCCUUUUUUUAAGGCAGGAUCUCAUACUAUAGCCUUGACUAUCCUUGAACUACUUAGUAGGUAGGCCAGGCUGGCCUGGUAUUCAUAGAAAUCUACCAGUUCCUGACUCUGAAUGUGCUUAAACUGUAUACCACCACACCUGGUCCUCCAAAAUGGUUUUGAAACAGAUAUUGACUGUGUGUGCCCUUAGUACACCACAACUACAUAGAAAGAUGGGUGCUGAAUUCAAAUGGACAAAAGGAAGAUGCGUGUUUGUUUAGGGUGACAGUGACCUACAGAAACUGGGACAGAUUUUGCAGACAUAGGUUUUGGAUUUCAUCUCUCUUUGGUUUGAAUAUUCAAGGUGUCACUUAAACAUUAGUUUCUCUUCUCAGUUGUAAAUAGGAGAGAGUGAGACAUGAAUCUCAGAAUUUCUGAAAGCCCUUCUUUAAAAAAAAAAAAAACAACACAGAAGUACACAAGACUUACUUU
Mus musculus (house mouse) is the source of this 2024-nucleotide messenger RNA. It is a transcript of the gene Odam, whose product is annotated as odontogenic, ameloblast asssociated. Gene Ontology annotation, biological process: odontogenesis of dentin-containing tooth; positive regulation of epithelial cell proliferation involved in wound healing; positive regulation of gene expression. Gene Ontology annotation, cellular component: cell periphery; cytoplasm; nucleoplasm. The coding region runs from base 53 to 874 and encodes 273 amino acids. NCBI's taxonomy places the organism in Eukaryota, Metazoa, Chordata, Mammalia, Rodentia, Muridae. The transcript is spliced from 12 exons. The record is from RefSeq and is marked validated.